Plodia interpunctella (Indianmeal moth) is the source of this 1665-nucleotide messenger RNA. RefSeq lists its product as uncharacterized. The coding region runs from base 381 to 1610 and encodes 409 amino acids. The record is from RefSeq and is a predicted model, not a curated record. The transcript is spliced from 7 exons. Gene Ontology annotation, biological process: tRNA methylation. NCBI's taxonomy places the organism in Eukaryota, Metazoa, Arthropoda, Insecta, Lepidoptera, Pyralidae.
UUAAAAAUUACGUUAUAAGACUUUUAUCAUAUAUAUAUAUGACACAGUUGCUAACAACCAUGCAUUAUAAUGUAAUGUUUUUAUAUCUGUGAUUGUAUUAUAUCUUCGAUCCCAUCUGUUUACUCAGUAUACUCGUCCGUCGUCUAUUGCUUAUGCAGUAAACUCACAAAUGAGGGUGAGUGAAGUCCGUAAUAAAUUCAUGGUAGGGAUUGUAGGUAGAUACAGUUACAGACUGUACAGACUCCGUGAGUACCUACCUACUUAUUAAAUCCAUGAAGUGAAGCACGGAAUUAGUAGGUACUACGAAGUAGAAAUGAAUUUAACAGGCACAGUGAUUGACACAUAAACAUAACCUAUUUUCAUAACGUAAACAAACCGAAAUGUUAGCUGAUAGUAGUAAAUUGAAAGCACUACCUCCACCUCAAUGUCAAUACUUCGUAGUCAGAAAGAAGCGGCUAUGUCGUAUGACCGUACGGCCUGGCCGGCAAUACUGCGGCGAACACGAACCACAACCCAGAAGAGAAGACGGAGAGAGAGACACCCGCAUUCCAUGUCCUAAUGACCCAAAGCACACCUGCUAUGCCAGCAAACUAGAGAAGCACCUCACAAUCUGCAAUGCUCGGCCCACUGACCUGCCUGACUAUAUCAUACCAAAUGUGAACAUCCCAGCUGCGACAGACACCUUCACCCGGACCACACUCAGCGAGGUCCCGAGGGAUAUACUGGCACAGGUUGUUGAUAAAGUCAAUUGUUUGUACGAAAAGUAUGUAAAACAUGAAAUAAAAUCACUGAAAGAGCAGCCAAUCCACUGGACAGUUGUGGAGGAGUUCAGUGACCCGUCCCGCACGGAGAGCUCCCUCAGACACCUGAGACAGACCUCCAGCUUGCUGCACAUGAUGGAGACGGCUGGUCUGGUGCGAGACCACACCUGCUAUGUGGAGCUUGGAGCGGGGAAAGGCUUGGUGUCCUACUACUUGUGGCAAGCUUGGUGCAGCGCGGGGUCGGACAGCACGGGGCUGCUGCUGGACCGCGCGGCGCUGCGUCACAAGCGCGACAACAAGCUGCCGGCGCGCGUCGUGCGCGUGCGCGCUGACCUCGCGCACGUCGCGCUCGAGCGCGUGCCCGCCGUGCGCGCGCGCCCGGGAGUGGUGGGCGUCGCCAAGCAUCUCUGCGGGGCUGCUACAGACUUGGCACUGCAUUGCAUGACGUCCGCGGCGGUGCUCCACAAGACCCGGGGCCUCGCGAUGGCCACUUGCUGCCACCACCGCUGCGAUCCGCACGUCUAUUUGGGCAGAGAACAGUUGCGGGAACUGGGUGUAACAGAUGAAGACUUCAACGUCAUAUUAGGAAUAGUAUCCUGGGCGACGUGCGGCGACGGCCGGCCCCGGGAGAAACGCGCCGAAACCGAAGAAGAAACAGAUAGAGAACUUGUGGCGAAUGAUGCAGAGAUGCGACGACAGAGGGCGCUGACCGGCAGGAAAGCUAAAUCACUGCUUGACUGGGGUCGCGCGGCCGCGCUCAGGGGGAAAGGAUUCAAUGUUGAUCUGGUGAUAUUUGUGCCCGACAGUGUGUCGCCCGAAAACCUAGCUAUAGUUGCUGUGAAGCCGUGAGAGUGGAUACAAUGUGCAAUUUAUUUAUAACGUAAUAGGAAAUAUUUGAGAGCUC